GACAAGGUUCCUGACGCUGAGGACAAGGUUCCUGACGCUGAGGACAAGUUUCCUGACGCUGAGGACAAGGUUCCUGACGCUGAGGACCAGGUUCCUGACGCUGAGGACAAGGUUCCUCACGCUGAGGACAAGGUCGCUGACGCUGAGGACAAGGUUCCUGACGCUGAGGACAAGGUUCCUGACGCUGAGGACAAGGUUCCUGACGCUGAUGACAAGGUUUCUGACGCUGAGGACAAGGUUCCUGACGCUGAGGACAAGGUUCCUCGCGCUGAGGACAAGGUUCCUCGCGCUGAGGACAAGGUUCCACACGCUGACGACAAGGACCUUGGUAUGAGCUCGGUUUGCGCCGUUAGUGACGAACCGAAGAUAGAGGACAUAAAAUCGGGGAAAUUUCAUUUGAUAUUUGGAUCGGCCGAAAACGUUCUUGACAAGUGUCCAGUUGACGCUUUAAAAUAUUCAAGUUGUCAUUUGCGUAAUCGUUUGGUUGCUUUUGUUAUAGACGAGUCUCACGUCAUUGAGACGUGGACUGGAGAAAGGAAAAUACAAAUUCAAAAUGCACAUUUUAUUUUUAUGGAUGUCCCGCAUAAUCUUUCAGACCAUUCUGGACCUCUCUCUGAUAUUUUUUGCGUGUAA
Paramuricea clavata is the source of this 633-nucleotide messenger RNA. NCBI's taxonomy places the organism in Eukaryota, Metazoa, Cnidaria, Anthozoa, Malacalcyonacea, Plexauridae. The record is from the annotation of a GenBank genome assembly.